CAAGUUGCAGCCAAGUGAGCAAGACAACACACCAUAUUUCUGAGAUAAUCAAGAUCAGCACCUGUGCAAGAUGGAGUACCAGGGACAUCAGCAGCACGGUCAGGCGACUAACCGCGUCGACGAGUACGGUAACCCGGUUGCCGGACAUGGCGUCGGCACAGGCGCGGCCGCUGGUGGGCAUUUCCAGCCCUCGGGGGAGGAGCACAAGGCCGGCGGGAUCCUGCAGCGCUCCGGCAGCUCUAGUAGCUCCAGCUCGUCUGAGGAUGAUGGCAUGGGCGGGAGGAGGAAGAAGGGCAUCAAGGAUAAGAUCAAGGAGAAGCUCCCUGGUGGCCACGGCGACCAGCAGCAGACCACUGACAACACCUACGGACAGCAAGGUCAUACGGCAGGGAUGGCCGGCACUGGCGGCACCUACGGCCAGCCGGGACACACCGGAAUGGCCGGCACUGGGACGCAUGGCACCGACGGCACCGGCGAGAAGAAGGGCGUCAUGGACAAGAUCAAGGAGAAGCUGCCCGGACAGCACUGAGCCCGGCCCACGGCCGCUACUUGUGAAAGUUUGAGGUGCCGGUCUGGGACACCUCUGCAGAAUAAUAAGAUGGAGAUACAAUAAAACUUCCUGAAAUAAUGUGAGUUUUAGCUCACUUGUAAUGUCUGAGUUCCGAGUUUUGUGGACUUAAAUAUGGGUUUCUUGUAUGUACCGGGACGUUUCCUCCUCUGUACUUUGAUGUGUGAAUUUUCUUUUGGUUGAACUGUGUAUGUAUUGUAUGCAUAUCAUGGUAUAAUAAAAUAUAUUUUGCUCUUUUA
Messenger RNA from Triticum aestivum (bread wheat), 807 nucleotides. RefSeq names its product dehydrin WZY2. The record is from RefSeq and is a predicted model, not a curated record. The transcript is spliced from 2 exons. Lineage: Eukaryota; Viridiplantae; Streptophyta; Magnoliopsida; Poales; Poaceae. The coding region runs from base 71 to 529 and encodes 152 amino acids. Gene Ontology annotation, cellular component: cytosol. Gene Ontology annotation, biological process: response to water deprivation; cold acclimation; response to abscisic acid.